This is a messenger RNA of Botrytis porri, 834 nucleotides long. RefSeq lists its product as uncharacterized. The coding region runs from base 1 to 834 and encodes 277 amino acids. Lineage: Eukaryota; Fungi; Ascomycota; Leotiomycetes; Helotiales; Sclerotiniaceae. Gene Ontology annotation, molecular function: oxidoreductase activity. The transcript is spliced from 3 exons. The record is from RefSeq and is a predicted model, not a curated record.
AUGCCCAGAGUCUUCUUCAUUACUGGUACUUCCACCGGAUUCGGAAACCAUCUCGUCCAAGAGGUCCUCGAUAGAGGCGAUAUCGCCGUCGCAACUGCUCGUAAGCCUGAGACUUUAAAGUUCAAGGGGACAAGUGAAAAGAACUUUCUGGCCCUCAAACUUGAUGUAACUAGUCAGUCUGAUAUCGAGAAUUCUUUCAAAUCCGCAACCGAUAAAUUUGGCCGCGUCGAUGUAGUCGUCAACAAUGCAGGAUACGGCCUUGCAGGUGUCUUUGAAGAAAUCAGUGAGCAGCAAGCUCGUACUCAGAUGGAGGUCAACUUCUUCGGUCUUCUUGCCGUAACCAAAAAGGCAAUGGAGGUCAUGAGAAACCAAAAACCAUGUGGCGGCCUCAUUCAACAAGUCACUAGUAUUGGAGGUCAAAGAGGCGUGCCUUUUUUCAGCGUUUACUGUGCAAGUAAAUGGGCUGUCGAGGGCUUUACUGAAACCAUCAGUCAAGAAGUGAAGCCAGAAUGGAACAUCAAGUUCACUUGUGUUGAACCAGGUGGAUUUCGAACUGAUUGGGCUGGAAGAUCUAUGCAAUUUCCCGAGAAAGGACACCCUGCAUAUGAUCAUCUGAAUGCCAAAGAAGCAAUGGAAAAGAGGAACGGCACUCAAGCUGGAGAUCCAGAGAAAGGUGCGAAGGCAAUGUACAAGCUUGCUACACUCUCAGAUCCACCUUUGCGAGUAGUGAUUGGAAGUGAUGCUUAUAAGGCAAUCAUGGCGAAGAUCGAGGCGUAUGGGGAGAAUUAUAAGAAGUACGAAGAGAUCUCUAAUAGUUGUGAUGUUGACGAAUGA